Trichechus manatus latirostris (Florida manatee) is the source of this 4634-nucleotide messenger RNA. RefSeq names its product La ribonucleoprotein 1B (gene LARP1B). The record is from RefSeq and is a predicted model, not a curated record. Gene Ontology annotation, cellular component: cytosol; cytoplasmic stress granule. Lineage: Eukaryota; Metazoa; Chordata; Mammalia; Sirenia; Trichechidae. The transcript is spliced from 10 exons. Gene Ontology annotation, molecular function: RNA cap binding. Gene Ontology annotation, biological process: mRNA stabilization; positive regulation of translation. Bases 367 to 1374 code for a protein of 335 amino acids.
GCGCCGGUGCUGGGACACAGUGUGCCCCAGGCAGCCGUGCCCGUGAGGCCCCUGGCGCUGCACCUGGCGCACAAGGCGCGCGGGUCCGGGGGCCCCUUCGGCGGGGAGCAGCCGCUGCGGGACCCGCCGGCUGAGGAAGCCCGGGAAGAGGAGGCAGUGACUGGCCCUGAGGAGAAGCUGCAGCCGCCGCCGCCGCCUAAGGAGAACCCUUGGACCAAAAAGCCUCCCCAGCACCUGUCCCCCACCGGGACGGAGCCGCCGCCGCCCCCGCUGGAAACCCUGGAGGCAGAGCUCAGUUCUCCCAAAAUUAUAAAAGCAGGAAAACUCAAGACAAAGAAGACCAAUAAGGCUAGUGAUUUCGGCGACAUGGCAAAUUGGCCAACACCAAGCGAGUUAGUGAACACUGGAUGUCAGAGUGUUAUUAGCCAAGGAAAUAAGAAGCCACAAAAUAGAAAAGAAAGGGAUGAGAAAAUUGAAAAGAGAAGCAACAAUGAGAGCAAAGAAAACAGAGAAACAAAAUUAGAUGGUCCCGGUGAAAAUGUCAGUGAAGAUGAGGCUCAGUCAAGUAAUCAACGAAAGAGAGCUAAUAAGCACAAGUGGGUACCACUCCACUUAGAUGAUGUAAGACCAGAUGGUCAAGAAAGACCAGGAUCCCGGAACAGCUCAAGAAGUCAACUUGAAGCAAAUAAAACAGCACAUAACAAUAGGCGAAAUGAUACACGAAGUUGGAGGCGAGAUAGAGAAAAGAGAGAUGAUCAAGAUGAAGCUUCCAGUGUGAGAAGUGAGGGUGGUAACAUCCGAGGUCCCCUCAGAGGACGGGGAAGAGGACGAGGACGGGGAAGAGGACGGGGACGGGGAAAUCCUCGAUUGAACUCUGAUUAUUCAUGUGGUUAUCGAGAACAUGGUGAAAGGACGGAUCAACCAUUUCAAACAGAACUUAAUACCAGUAUGAUGUAUUACUAUGAUGAUGGUACAGGCGUACAGGUGUAUCCUGUGGAAGAGGCAUUGCUUAAAGAGUAUAUUAAGCGACAAAUUGAAUAUUACUUCAGUAUAGAAAAUUUGGAGCGGGACUUCUUUCUUAGAAGAAAGAUGGAUGAACAAGGUUUCUUGCCUAUUUCCUUGAUUGCUGGUUUCCACCGUGUUCAGGCUCUCACUACAAACCUUAACCUCAUUUUAGAGGCAUUGAAAGAUAGCACCGAAGUGGAAAUUGUGGACGAGAAGAUGAGAAAAAAGAUAGAACCAGAAAAAUGGCCAAUUCCUGGCCCUCCUCCACGUAGUAUGCCACAAACAGACUUCUCCCAACUGAUUGAUUGCCCAGAGUUUGUACCAGGCCAAGCCUUUGGCUCACAUACAGUCAGGGUGAUGAUCUGCUGAUGCUCUUGGAUGUCAUUUGAUUGGAAUAUGCAGUGGAAUAGGUGAAUCACUGAAAUGUCAAUAUAAACGUUGGAACAACUUGUGCUGCAGAAAUGAAAGCGACCAGAACCGUCUUCUGUUCAAGAAUGUCUACUUCAACUCUUUGUGAAGGAAGUCGGGCCAGCACUACAGUGGAGAUAACCACCUUUGUUGAUGAUGAGAGACAGACAAGAGGACUGCUGUUGUUUUUAUAGGAGCUGCCCAUUUAUGUGUAAUUGGCCUGGGCUGCAUGGGCUACUUUUAUUCACGGUGGGAAAGAAGAUUCUGUUUUUUGCUUCCAGAGUUGUGUACAUCAGUAAUGCAAAAAUAGAUUUGAAUGGCGUUUCCCAGAUUUUCAGGUCCUUUGCUGUUUGAUUUGUCCUUCAAUAUAGUGUACAUUGCAUAUGCACAUGUUGUUAUGAUACUUCACAUGGACUAUAAGAUUUAUUAAUGUGGACAUUAAGGGAUAAGAAAUUUAAGGAAUGAACGAGGGUAUAUUUUUCUUUACUCUUCCAAAUGUAUUUUUGAUAUAUUAUUAUAGAGAUAUAACCAUCAAUAAAGCAUUGAUGAUGGAUAGUUUCAAAGAUUUUUUUUAUCUCGUUGUUCUUUGUAAAUCCUCUCUGCUUCUAAUCCCAGCAAGCAACGUGGGCACGUAUUUUAAAAGUUGAAGAAAAGUAACAUUGUUUCCGUUUUUUUUUUAAUAUGUAAUGGCUGACUGUACAAGUUAGAUUUAUUUAUUGUGUAAACUUGGGGCCCAAGAUGACAUUUUUAACCUGCUUAUGAACAGGCACUGGAUAAAUUAGAUAAAAUGGAAAAUUCUUUUUCCACAGGGUGGCUUAGGUCAGUCAAAUUAGUGAUGCCUGUCCAUUAACCAUUUGUGUAUUAUUAAUAAAAUUAUAAGAAUAAAAUCAUAAUGUCUUGUAUACUUUUUUUUUUAUAUACACGCAGAUGCAUGCACAUACAUAUUGCCUGAAAUUAGUCAGUGUUUAUUAUGUUGUCAUUUAUUUUGGGUUCUUAUAGAUUGUACAUUAGAAACCAAAUCGAUAAUGAGGAAAUAUUGAAAAAGAAAUGUUUUUGGAAUUAUUCUAAUUCCUACUAGACCAUAGGAAUAAAAAUACCAACUUAAUCUUUUCCCAAGAGUCCCCAAAUUUCUGACCAUAACAAUCCCCUUCUGAUAAGGAACCCUAGUGGACUAAAUUCAGUGGAGAGUAGUAUGUCACCAAAAAUGUGAAAUGUAAAUAAGGUAUAGGACACCUAGACUAUCAUUCUUUGUACCUGUGGGUGGAGAAAAGUAGUGAAACUUCUAUCUGUAUCCUUUUUAUCUUAAAUUAGAAGAACUUUAAAAUUUAAAAACAAACUCUUCCUGAGGGAUUUAUUUUUGAUUCUCUUCAUCAAAGAAAUGAAAUUUUCUAUUUUUUCCUGUACGGUAGUUGAAUUGUCUAGCAUGGGCUGACCUUUGUACUGAGCAGAGAAACCUUAAUGUCUCAAAAAAAGAUUGAUGAGAGUGGAUAGUAAGAUGUUAUUUUUGAAAUGAAGUUUUGUAGUGCUUUAAAUACAUACUGCAAUAUCAACCCUUAAAUGAUUUCAUUCACAAAAAUUGAGAAUCAGAUACCUGACAGUCUGUUUUUUUUUUUUUUUUUUUUUAAUGUUUGGGAGGAUCCCUGGGAUUUCCUUUGAAAACUUGAUACUCAGAAGUAUUCUUGAAAGUGCCACAGAUAAAGUAUAUAAUCCUUUUAAAGAGACCAAGAAACCUGUGUAAUUACCCAGAGCUCUGAUUCCCUAAAGGUGGAUUAAAAAAAGUCAUACCAGAUAGAUGAAAUGGAAUAUAUGUGACAAUUUAUCUUUGGAGAGUCAAAUUACAAUUUUCAGUGAAUGAAAGCAGUGAAGAUAAAUAUUUUCUUUCAUGUUUUUACAAAUUGUAACAAGCAUUAAAGUAUGUAAUUUUUUUGUCUGUAAAUAAUGUGACAAUAAUCCAAGUCGUCAUAUUCAAACUCAUUUGGCCAUGGAAAGUUAGAGGUUUUCCAUUACCCUUAAAAAUGUCAUUCACCGUAAAAGAAAAUAUAGAUGCAGAAAACCAACCAGAACAGCAUACAUUGGCUUAAAUAUUUUAAGGUAAACUUUCUUUAAAAAUCUUAUUCUAAAACUGUUCUAAAUUUUCUUUGGCUAUUUAAUGUUAAUGGAUUUCUCACAUAUGUUUUGAUGAUUGUAAAAUGACAUCAUGGUAGAAACGUAAUUCAAGCUCAAAAAGCAUUUAGGGAUGAUUAUGUAAUAAACUGCUAAAUGGGUGUUGAAAGAUUAAAUUUCUGGUAGGGAAAUCAGUAACUACUAUUUUUAAUAUAGAAAUUUAAUGUGGCAGGUGUUCUAAGAUUUCUACAUGAACUAUACAUAUAGUAUUUUGGAGUCCCUGAGUAGCGCUAAGGAUUUAGCCCUCGGCUGCUAACCCAGAAGUGUCUUGAAGAAAAACCUGGUGAUCUGCUUACAGAAAGUCAGCCAGUGAAACCCUGUGGAGAACAGUUCCGCUUUUGACACACGUGGGGUCGCCGUGACUCUGAAUUAACUCAGUGGCAACUGGUUAUAUAUAGUGAUUUAGUUAAUUCUCAGUAGUAUGAAGUAACUGUGUCAAUCUCCAAACCCAGUUACUGUGGUGUGGUCCUUAAUCACGCCUUAAAGGCCUAAUUCACUGUAUGAACAUAGGAAUAGGGUUCUCUGGGGUUAAUGUUUUUCUCAUUCCUGUGACUUCAACACUGACAGUCUAAACCCAGUAUUUCAACUGGACUACUUUUGUGGACUAAAUGGUGAUAUGUGUACUGUUAAUUAAGAAAGUUCUAGUGCAGUAAUGUCGAAUAUAAAUAUAAUAUGAGAAACAUAAUGUAACAAAUUCUAGUAGCCUUAAAAAAUAUAAAACAUGAAGUUUAUUUUAGUAAUAUUUUAAAUUUAACUCAGUAUAAGCAAAUAUCAUUUACAAGGUAAUAAUCAUUUUAAAAUUUGACAUAGUUUCCAUUUUUUUCUCAUACCAAGUCAUCGUAAUUGAGUGUAUACUUUACACUUAGAGCAAUUUCCUGACUAGCCACAUUUCAAUGGCUCAGUAGCCACAUAUGGCUAUUGUGUCAGGCAGCACACUUCUAGAGCUUUGUUAUGAAACAAUAUACCUCUUUUUAAAGUGAUAAAGUAAAUUUUUUGGACCCAAAUCUGUUGAGUUCUGAAACUGAUUCUGAGUCCAUGGGGAAGAUCCAUCUUACUCU